Pyrenophora tritici-repentis Pt-1C-BFP is the source of this 1512-nucleotide messenger RNA. The record is from RefSeq and is a predicted model, not a curated record. NCBI's taxonomy places the organism in Eukaryota, Fungi, Ascomycota, Dothideomycetes, Pleosporales, Pleosporaceae.
AUGACUGUUGGCUCCAAUAAGCAGAACAUAUCAUUCUUCGCUAGUGGUGACAACAACGAGACCUACAUUUACGGAACAAACGGGUACUGUACAGAUACCUACUCAUCUGGAGCAUGCGUAACAUUCCGCGGCGGCGCAUACACAAAAUCCUCCACGGACAGAUCGAUCGGUAACCGAAAGAAUAGUGCAGGUUUCGAAGCGGACUGGACAGAAGAUACUCUGAGCUUUGGCACCAACACCUCGCUAUCAUCAUUUAAGUUCGGCGUGCCGAGACAGGACCUCAAUCAAGCCUUCACCAGCCAAUCUCAACUCGGCUUAGGCAGCAACUCAUCUUUUCUGCAAGCACUCUUAUCCGCCGGCGAUAUCGGCACAAGAGCAUACUCCAUAUUCUGGGGGCUAGUCGGUGGUCCCGCUGAAAAGCAGACCACAGGUUCACUUGUUCUUGGUGGCCUGGACAAAUCGUUGAUCGCGGAUCAAAACAUCAAUUUCACAGCGCCGCUGUUCCAGGGCGGAAAGUGUGGGACAGGCAUGGUGGUAACGAUAAGCGAUAUCCUUCUCAACUGGCCGAAUGGCACCGAUAUGAGCAUCUUCAUGGGAUCGCAGUCAGCGGUCAUACAAGCGUGUAUUAGUCCUAGUUUUGCAGGGCUGAUGUCCCUUCCAUUGAGAUACUACGACAACUUCCGGUCACUCGCAGGCGGAACUCCUCCAGAUGGGAGGAGCGAAGCAAGAAGUCUCGGUAUUAAUUACUUCACAAUGCUUUUCGACCCGAAUAAUGUCAUUUCUAUAAAUGUUCCCAACACCGAACUAGUCGUCCCCGACACAUAUAUCGCCGCCGAUGGCGCAGUUCAGACGAACACAUCGGUCGUGAUCAAUUCGCUCCAGUCCGAGAAUGACAACGAUCUACCAGUCCUUGGCCGACUGUUCAUGAGCUCUGCCUACGUAAUGGUCAACCAAGAAGCUGGGAGGUUCUCCGUCUGGCAAGCCAACACCGGAUCAAAGACUUCCGAAAUCGUCGCGGUGGAUAAACAAAACAACUUUGUCAGCGAGUUUUGCGCGGACUCUCCGGACGGCUCGUCAAAGACUGUACCCUUGCCUACGUCUUCUAGUACAUCUCCUCCACAAACUCAAGAGUCAAAGCUAUCGGGUGGCGCAAUUGGCGGGAUAGCUGCGGGUGCGGUGGGAGGUAUUGCUAUACUCGCCAUCAUUGGCUUCUUGUUGCAUCGGAGACGAAGAUCAGGCGACUCUGCAACAAGGAUCGCAGGGGAACAAGAUAUGGAGACUGUGGAUGUAAAAUUGCCUACGUAUAGUAUGGCGCCAGCAGGACCUCUGGAACUUCCUGUGGAACGCGUUAGACAUAGCCCUGCAACCAGGUUCUUGGGGCUUAGCAAAAAGUGGUGGCUAACUGGUAGUGGCGGCGAAGCCGUGAGUUCCUCCAUAGCUACACAAUGCAACGCAGUCCUCCUCCUCUCCUCACACCGCUACAAAUUAUCCUCUGUCGGCCCAGCGGAUUGA